CGUAUCCUUUUUUUCUUUUGUAACGAGCGCUGAGUACGAAAGAGGUCGCGUCAGCGUCAUACAUCUAUAUAUAUUGCGCAAUAAUUGUUGAUGCUUUUUUUGUUGUUGUUGGCGAACACAAACAAUAUUCAUGUUCUGACAGUGUGUUUGGUUGUUUCGCAACACAUACAAAAGCUGUGUUCCCACAUUUAAUUUACGUUUAUAUUUUCAUUUUUUUUUUCUACUGUGCUUGCAUAUUAAUGAGUAAUGUUACAGUGACUGUGAAUCAGAAUUAUUUGUGAUUGAAAAACAGUUGGUUGGAGAAGAAAAAAAAGUGAAGCUGCAAGCAAAGGCGAACAGAAAGAAAAACGAGUAAAAAUACAAUCGGAAGAAAGAGCGAAGAAAAAUUUAUCCACAGUGCAAAUAUCGAACAGUUGUGAAAUUCGACCAUUCUGCGAGUUGUUGUUUUGGUUUCUUUUUUGUGGUUCUCGCUCUCCCUCUCUUUCUGUGUGUAUGCUCUCUGUGUGUACAUUGGAAAUGUGAAACAAUCGAAAAUUGAUGGUAAACAAUUCAUAGAUGUCACCGUGUGUCGAACAGUAUUAGCGCGUCAGAUAGACGCAAUAACACAGUUUUCCAUGCAAAAUGGCUACUGAUUCAAAACUUUUAUUAACAACACAACCCGAAAAACCAAAUCAUUACAGUUAUUUAAAAGAAUUUCGUGUGGAACAGUGCACAAGUUUUUUGCAACACAAAUGUAAUCAACACAGGCCAUUCGUUUGCUUCAAUUGGCAUUUUAUGAAUCAGCGUCGUCGACGUCCUGUACGAAAAAGAGAUGGUACAUUUAAUUACAGUGCGGAUAAUUAUUGUGUAAAAUAUGAUGAAACAACUGGCAUUUGCCCGGAUGGUGACGAUUGCCCUUUUCUACAUCGAACGGCUGGCGAUACCGAACGCCGAUAUCAUUUACGCUAUUACAAAACGUGCAUGUGUGUACAUGACACGGAUUCGCGUGGCUAUUGUGUAAAAAAUGGCCAUCAUUGUGCAUUCGCGCACGGUGCUCAUGAUCAGCGCCCACCCGUAUACGAUAUUAAGGAAAUUGAAGCUGCUCAGAAUGCCGAAGCAAAUAGCGAAGCAACCAAUGGCCCAAAUGCACUCGACAAAGAGCGCAGUCUAAUGAACGAAGAUCCAAAAUGGCAAGACACCAAUUAUGUGCUGGCCAAUUAUAAAACGGAACCAUGCAAACGGCCACCGCGUCUAUGCCGGCAGGGCUAUGCUUGUCCACAAUAUCACAAUAGCAAGGAUAAACGACGAAGUCCACGUAAAUUUAAAUACCGAUCGACACCAUGUCCGAAUGUGAAGCACAGCGAAGAAUGGGGCGAACCAGCCAAUUGUGAGGCGGGCGAUAAUUGUCAGUAUUGUCAUACACGUACCGAACAACAAUUUCAUCCAGAAAUUUAUAAAUCAACCAAAUGCAAUGAUGUACAACAGGCCGGUUAUUGUCCGCGUAGUGUUUUCUGUGCAUUUGCUCAUGUUGAACCAUACGCAAUAACCGAGGAAGCUCAACACAGAGAUCUAGAAGGUCCAUCGACAAGUAUACCUCUUAGCGAAAUGAUUUCUAGUGCGCUCCCACCUGAGAAGAAGGAUAAAUUUGAUCUAAACAAUGUGUUACACAAUGGUAGCAGUGAAAGUUGCGAAUCAGCUAGUACUUCAAGCAUAGGCUCUAACAAUUCACACAAUAACACAAGCAAAGCGCCCGGGGCGCAACUACAACAUAAGAAUAGUAGUUUAUAUCAAAAUAGUUUAUCGAAUGGAGGCAAGGCAACAUCGAUAGUUUCUAAUUCAACGAUACCUAGUUUCCCUGAUUUUACACCCGAUCUUCGAAAACAGCUUUUGGCCAUAGAAAAUGAUCCACUAAUUUGCCCACAGGAGAAGGAGCAGCGAAAAAGAAUGUGCUUAACAUUUAGUAUGCAAAACAUUGGGUCAUUAGAUAAAUUUUCAAAUUUGGAUGAUUUAUCAAGUUUAAUACAAAGUUCGACGACACCGCUCAAUAUACCUGGAUCUCAAUUGUCAAACUCUCUUUCUGGUAUUUUGCAAGGAACAUCGGCUCCAGUAAAUAUUCCGGGUAGUUCACUAAAUAAUUUUAGUCCAAACAAUCAUUCGAAUAUGUUCAAUGUGUCAGAUCCAUUCAGUCACCUGAGUGACCCAGCGCCAAAAAUUAGCAACUCAUUUGGUCAUAACGAUAGUAGCCUAUUUUUCCAACCGCAUUUGAUAUCGCCCAGUUUGGGUGACACACUAUCAAUGAGCCCAGAUUUGAGCCGUCUUUCGGAAAUCAAUCCAAUCCGCGAUGAGCUUUCAACUGGUUCAAUAGGAAAUAGCUUAUUCGAAAAUAGUUUGCAUAAUAAGCAAUAUUCGAUGUCACCAUCUCUAUUGAACAAUUCCAGCCUAAGUGAUAUUCGUUUGCGUGAUGAAUUUUCCAAUCAAUCGACCAAACACCUUCCGACACCAUGGGAAGAGCAAAUCGUACAGGUCUCUAAAGCGUGCGAGGCAUGGAAAUCAGAGGCUGACGAAAGCAAUCGAAAGGCCUCAGAAGCGAAACAUCAGAGAGACGAAGCCCUGAAUCAUGUUCAAUUGCUCACAGAUAAGCUAGAACAAAUUAGCAGCGGUCAAAAUGGAUCGGUAGCAAUUCCAAAAGAUCUGAGGGGUCUAUCCAUACAGAAAUUAAAAACGUUGCAGACAAAACUGCGAUCGGAUUUAGAAGAGGUUGAAAAGGUAUUAUAUUUGGAAACCGCGACAAAAUGUAUGAAAUGCGAGGAGAACAACCGUUCGGUGACGCUACCCUGCAAUCAUUUCGUUUUGUGUGACAUUUGUGCGAAGACAGUGCGCGAAUGUCCGUAUUGCCAAACAUUAAUCACUUCCUAAACAACUAAACAAAUAACACACACAAAAUCAUACAAGAAUUGAUGUCAAAGAGAGAAAGCAAGCAAAAGAAUCAGUGCAAAAACUAAUGUGCAGAAAAGCAGAAGGGAAGCAGCCCAGCCAAGUACAGUAGUAAUAGUUCAAAACGUGGACGAAUUAUUCAAACAAAAAAACAACAAAAAAUAUUCCUGAUUAUUAAAAAACAACAACAACAAAUGAUACAAUUAACAAUAAGCUAAGUAAGAUGAAAAUAGAAACACCGAUGUUUAAAGAAAAAAAAAACAAAGCUACUCUAUGAUAUAUAUAACAAAAUAAGAAGAAAAAAAAGCAACAUUAAAAUACACACAGUCUACUUACAUGUAGCCCAACGGUUAAAAGAAAAAGAAAAAAAACAGAAAGUGCGAUACAGAAAUGGGAGAAAAAUUUAAAGAAAAAUGCAUAAAUUUAUAUACAUAUACACAGCAAGAAGACAAAAAUUAUCAACAAAUCUAUCUAAAAAAAAGAAAUUAUUUUGAAAUGAAAACAAAAAAACGGCCCCCC
This is a messenger RNA of Sitodiplosis mosellana (orange wheat blossom midge), 3432 nucleotides long. RefSeq names its product RING finger protein unkempt (gene unk). Gene Ontology annotation, molecular function: metal ion binding. Lineage: Eukaryota; Metazoa; Arthropoda; Insecta; Diptera; Cecidomyiidae. The transcript is spliced from 11 exons. The coding region runs from base 622 to 2895 and encodes 757 amino acids. The record is from RefSeq and is a predicted model, not a curated record.